Molecule: messenger RNA, 1238 nt
Organism: Alligator mississippiensis (American alligator)
Lineage: Eukaryota; Metazoa; Chordata; Crocodylia; Alligatoridae
Gene: HAUS7
Product: HAUS augmin like complex subunit 7
Exons: 10
Coding region: 52-1182 (376 amino acids)
Biological process (GO): centrosome cycle; spindle assembly
Cellular component (GO): HAUS complex
Molecular function (GO): microtubule minus-end binding
Source: RefSeq, a predicted model, not a curated record
CUGGCUCCGCGCGCAGAGAAAGGGGCGUGGCCCCACCUGAGCUCCCGACUAAUGAGCGGGGGGCGGGGUCACACGUCGCGCGGUGCGAAGAUGGCGAUAGCGGCUGAAGCAGCUGCGCUGUACCAGCGCCUGCAGGAGCUGGGUUGUCCCGCACUAGAAGGCGCGGCCCCGGAGGACCCCGAUGGCGCUCUACGCCUACUCUGCGCCCCUGGUGGGGCGCGGCGGGCGGCCGUCCUGGAGUGGGCCUGCAUGCGGACCUGCCCAUCGCUGCGGGAGCUGCUGAACGCGAUCCCCGAGGGCCGGGACGAGCUGAGAGCCCGAGAGGUGGUCAAGCUGGGGGCUGACCUGCUGCUAUGCCACCCGGAGGACCUUGCCCUCAUUAAGGGUGAUGCCCCCCCACUUCAGCAGCUCCGGUUCCUCGAGAGUCUCCUGAAUGCGGUGCCUGAGCCCAACUCGGAUGCCUCGCCAGCCAGGCACGGCGAGGACAUUCUGCGUGAGAUGCUGGUGGGCCCAGGCCUGGCCUCGCUGUCUCCCCCUGAUCCCCCUGUGGUCCCCAUGCUGCGCACCCUGCUGCCUGAGCUGCUGCCCAGCCCUCAGAGUCAGGAGGGGACCCAGGCAUCCAGGCUCGCACCCUUCUUCCAGAGCCAAAAGAGAAUCCAGGUCCUGAGCUGGGAGGGGUCCCAGGCAUCUGGGCUGUGGUGUCUCUGCAGGCUUCAAGUGCCACAAGGGAAGUCACUGCUGCAGCUGCACAAGGAGCUGUAUGAAGCUGAUGCUGCCCUGGCUCUGUUGGAAGCUGAGGCCCCACCCCUACAGUUGGCCCGGCGCCUGCCCACACUGACUCUGGCUGCCCAUGAUGCCCAGCAGCUGAUCAGGGCCUUCACGGGGGCAGAGUUUGGGGACUUGAGGCCCCAGGGGGCCCAGCCCAGCCCCCACGGUGCUGCCUUCCCUCCCUUGCAUCGCUGCCUCAGCCUCACCACACAGGAGCUGGUGGCACUGGCCCAAGUCACAGACACAACACGGGAUGUCACGUGUGUCUCGGACCAGCAGCAGGACGCUGCCUGGAGGAGUGGAUCCAGCACCACCCUGCCCAGUCGCCUGCAGGAGCUGCAGGGCCAUUACCGGACCCUUCUUGCUUCCUGGAAGCUUCCUGUGACCCCUGACCUCCCUGUACCCCCAUUGUAAGCCACUCCCCAUGCCUGCUGGUUUUCUGGUCCAAUAAAGGCUGCACUUAAUUAUCA